AACAAAAGAGAGCCGCAAGCUAAUCAAAACACAGAGAAGCAGAAUCCUCAGUUUUUCUUUUCUUUUUUUAAUUUCUCACGAUAAUGCAAUUUGUGUUGUGUGGUUUUCAAAAUAAAAUUUACUCAUAUUUUAUCUUCUAAAAUAAAAUAAAACAAGUUAAACAAAAUUUCUGACAGCCAACAAAUUUGUGCCUAUUGCUUAAAAAGCUUUUAGCUAUUUGAGAGAAAAAGUUGUUUUCUUGUUAAAUUCUCUUUUGUAAUUUUAAAAAGAAAAAUAGAUUUUUUAUAUAUGGAAACGCCAUCAACCGCUAGUAAGAGAAAACAACAGACUCCAAAGAGAAGGAAGAAGAAGAGGAUUCAAUAAAUAAUUAAAAUUUUCUUAAGUUAACUUGUGGGUUAAAUUGACUUUAUAGAAAUUUUUUUAUCUGGGUUUGAUCGGUUGAUGGAUUUUAAGCAGGCCAGAUUGAGCACCGGUUAAUUUAUAAUUUAUGGAUUGUAAAUUGUUUUCGAUAUGUUCGUCUGUGUAUCUGGUCUGCUGGAGUUUGUUUGUGAUUUCUGAUGGAAGAAAUGAACUUAAAAAGAGUUGAACUUGGUUGAUGGAUUUUAAGUGUCCUAUGCUAGUGAACUUUUCGAGUUUAUCAUUAGAUUUCGAGCAUCAAGUGAUAGAAUUAGAUUUCGAGCAGGGUCUAUAAGACUGGUAGAUAAGGAUGGGCUUGCCUCAAGUAUCCUCCAGCAGCAUUGCUGAGGAAAUGGCAGUAUCUUUGACCACAUUGGCAGCAAACCCACCCCGGAUUGUUGGUCUAAGCAAUCGCGAUUUGAGUGGGAUGCAGAUAGGAAAUGCUAGCAAUAGAAUUCAGAGGGAUUUACCAUGCUUUUCGUUUGGAGAUGUCCAAAAGAAAACCAUUACAGAGCAAAAGAAUGGUUGGUAUACUCAUGUAGUUGGACAAAAUAUUAAAAAACCUAUUCCUAGGAUUGUAGGUUUCGAAUCAAGGGGAUCCAUAGUUAGUAGCAGUUCUGAUUCAGUUGAGCCCAGUGGAUCACUGGUCAGGAAGCGGUUAUCGUCUCCUUUGAAUGGAAUGCUUCUUUCAGAUAAAUUUUGUGGUGAUUUGUUAGACAUUGGUGACAAUGCUUAUAAGAGUAACUUGUGGAGUGGCAAAGACGAUCGUAAAGUUUAUGUGUCACAACAAGAGCAUAAGAAAGCUCAUAUUGGCAGUUCAAAUUACAUCAAUUCUUCAAAGUCAUGUCUAGAAUUGAAGAAUGUGCAGGAUGAUAAUCGUCAAACAAACUGUAUUUUUCCCUCUGAUGGUCCUGCAUUGGACAACAAAGAGUUGAAGCCUCUUGGUCAGUUUUUGUCACCGAGUGGACAAAAUCAUUCUGGAGAAACAAUGAAGUUACGGUCCCAAACUGGGGCUAUUUCUAUACCUGCGAACAAGGUUGAGUCAUCCCUCAAGUCAUUGUCUCCCCUUGGUCCAAAACUUCCUGAGAGAAUAAAAUCCGCAGGAUUAUCCUGCAGUGCGACAAAAGAUUUAAUUGGCGAAUACUUGACCUUAAAGGACAUAGAACAGUCUCUAGAUGGAACUUUCCCUGGCAUUUUAUCCUCCCAAAAGGAUGAGAACUCGAGGAUGUUGCAUGAAUCGUUGCAAGAGUAUGAUAUUUCGCAAAAAGAAUUUGAAGAUUCACACCCUACUACUCCACGGGUCAAAGUGAGUAAAACUCUCAGUGGAUUGCCUGUUAGAAGGUCCUUGGUUGGUUCAUUUGAGGAGUCCCUUUUAUCCGGUAGGCUACUAUAUGGUAAAGUUAGUCAGAGAAUUGACGGGUUCCUUGCCGUUGUUAAUAUCACCGGAGGGGAUUUCUCACCACAAACCAAGAAGCUUCCAUUUGGGGUAACAAGUGUGGAUGGAGAUAACUAUUUGCUAUACUAUUCAUCCAUAGAGCUCGCGGGGCAUUCACUGUCAAACAAAUGUAAUGGUACAAAAAUGAGGAGGAGUCUAAGCAUUGAUGAUUCACCUGCAGAAGCAAGCAGGUUACGAAUUCCUAUGAAAGGGCGAAUACAAUUGGUUCUUAGUAAUCCAGAAAAGACACCUAUCCACACUUUCUUUUGCUGCUACGAUCUAAGUGACAUGCCAGCCGGUACUAAGACAUUCAUGCGCCAAAAGAUCACAUUAUCCUCAUCUGGACUGAACGGGCUGAGUAGAGAUUCUGACACGAAAAAUGACGCAAAGCAAUCUUUAACUCUGGAUAGUAGUCAUUCUUUAUCUCUGAAUCACAAUAGUAAAUGUAUAAAUACUGGCAUGGAAGACAACGGCCCUCCAAAUUCUUCCAGUGUACCUGCGGUUAAAUCUGUACAUAGUCCUCCAAAGACCAAUGGAAGUACUGCUGGGACCGGUGUUCUCCGAUAUGCACUUCAUCUCCGUUUCUUGUGCCCGGCUCCCAAGAAAUGUACAAGGUCUGUUAGGAGAUGCAAAUCCGACCCUUCAUCCGCACCAGAAGGAAUCAAAAUGGACGCACAAGGGUUUCGCCGCUUUUACCUGUACAGCAAUAUGAAGGUGGUGUUCCCACAGCGGCAUUCAGAUUCCGAUGAGGGCAAGUUACAUGUAGAAUAUGAUUAUCCAUCAGAUCCAAAGUACUUCGACAUUUAAAAAGCUUAGUAGAUUAUGAUCUCCAAAGUUGGUUAUACAACUCCUGUACAAAUUAUGUACAUUACAUGCAAUUUACAGUCAUUCUCAACAAUUGUAUUUGUAGUUUGUGAAUAUUCUUUAUUCUAAUAAAUUGUAAUUAUUUCAUUUGAUGAUCAUAA
Mercurialis annua (annual mercury) is the source of this 2796-nucleotide messenger RNA. RefSeq lists its product as uncharacterized. The record is from RefSeq and is a predicted model, not a curated record. The transcript is spliced from 6 exons. The coding region runs from base 707 to 2638 and encodes 643 amino acids. Lineage: Eukaryota; Viridiplantae; Streptophyta; Magnoliopsida; Malpighiales; Euphorbiaceae.